Molecule: messenger RNA, 1932 nt
Organism: Leptopilina boulardi
Lineage: Eukaryota; Metazoa; Arthropoda; Insecta; Hymenoptera; Figitidae
Product: triokinase/FMN cyclase-like
Exons: 10
Coding region: 162-1898 (578 amino acids)
Biological process (GO): glycerol catabolic process
Cellular component (GO): cytosol
Molecular function (GO): glycerone kinase activity
Source: RefSeq, a predicted model, not a curated record
AAAGUGAAAGAAAAAUAGUUUCUAAAGGACUAUCAAGUUCUAAUAAUCUUUUUUUUUUGUUUUUGUUUCUCUACUGAAGAAAUUACUAAAGCUUCCAUUUACAAUAAACAAAAAAUAAAUGAUUUCUAUUUUUUAAAAUUAUUUCUCUUGAAUAAUAAAAAAUGUCAAAAAAAAAUUUAAUUAAUUCGGUAACAACAGCAGUUGAUGAAUCUCUAACAGGAUUGUCUAUGACAUUUCCGCGUCUUGAUUUGCACUUGAAGAAACGAGUUGUUUUAGAGCCGCUUUGGGCGGAAUUCAGUGACAAAGUGACAAUAAUUUGCGGUGGUGGCAGUGGUCACGAGCCUUUUGCAAGUGGAUUUGUCGGAUCUGGAAUGUUGAAUGCUGCGAUAGCUGGAUCAAUUUUUGCCUCACCUCCACCCAGUCAUAUUUUAUAUGCUUUGAAAUGUGUAUCAAUAAAUAAUAAAGCUGGUACUUUGGUUAUUAUACCAAAUUAUACAGGAGAUUGUUUAAAUUUUGCAAUAGCCAUUGAAAAAGCAAAAGUUGAUGGGAUAAAAGUAAAUGAAGUAAUUGCAGCGGACGAUUGUUCGAUACCAGAAAAUGAAUUGGGACGUGCUGGAAAACGAGGACUUUGUGGUAUUUUAUUUAUAAUGAAAAUUGCAGGCGCUCUCGCCCAAAGAAAAUACAAUCUCGAGGAAGUGACAAAAUUUGCAAAAUUAGUCUCACAAAAUAUAGCAACAUAUGGUGUUGGUCUGACAGCCUGUACAUUACCAGGUAAAGGAUUAAUGUUUGAGAUACCAAAUGAUGAAAUAGAAUUUGGCUUAGGGGUCCAUGGAGAGGCGGGAUAUGAAAGAAAAAAAUUACAAAAUGUAAAUGAAAUUGUUUCACAAAUUUUGAAGAAAUUAAUUGAGACACUAUUAAUUCGUUCUAACGAUUCAAUUGCAAUAAUUGUUAAUAAUUUCGGUGGAUUAAGUCAAUUAGAGACUGGAAUUGUUGUCAAAGAAAUAGUUACACAAUGCCAAUUAUUUCGAAUAAAACCCUUACGAGUUUAUUCUGGAAUAUUAAUGUCAUCUUUAGACAGUGUUGGAAUACAUAUAUCAAUACUUAAAUUUCCCGAGAAUGAGAAAGAGCAAAUUAUUAAUUGUCUCGAUGAUUCAACUGAUGCACCACAAUGGCCAGGAAAAUCAUUCACAGUACCGUUUGAAAGUGAAAAAUUUUCCAUUAAAGAAGAAACGGUGAUAUUUCAUAAAUUGGGUAAAAAAUUUAAUGAACACGAGGAACGUUUGUUUAAGGAAUGUUUAUUGAAAGCUAGCCAAGCGAUUAUUGAUAAAGAAAAUUAUAUCAAUGAUCUUGAUCGUGGUUGUGGCGAUGGAGAUUGUGGAUCAACAUUGAAACAACUUGCUGAGGCUAUUGUGACAUCUGUAGAAGAUUUAAGUUUGUCACACGCUGCUUCGGUAUUCAUGGAACUUUCCUACAUUGCUGAGGAAAAAAUGGGUGGAACGUCUGGUGCAUUAUACAGUUUAAUGUUCACAUUGGCGGGAAAAGAACUUGCUAAUUGCGAUAAUGAAAAUUGGCCACAAUUAUGGCAUAAUGCCUGGAAAACGGCAAUUAAUGGUAUUAUGAAGUACAGCAAAGCCAGAAUAGGCGAUAAAACAAUGCUUGACGCUAUGGUACCCGGUUGUUCAGAAUUUGAAACGAAUUUAUCUCUUUCCGUUAUUGAGAUUGGAAAGAAAAUUGAGAAAGCAGUGAAAGACGGCUGUGAAGCUACAAAAAAGAUGACGCCAAAAGCUGGUCGUGCCAGUUAUGUGAAACAAGCGGAAUUUUUGACACAAGUCGACGCCGGAGCUUAUGCAGUGACCACAUGGAUAACUGCAAUUGUAAAUACAAUUUUAAAUUUUUAAUAAUUUAUUAUUAUUAUUAUUAUUUCUACACGAC